Monosiga brevicollis MX1 is the source of this 933-nucleotide messenger RNA. RefSeq lists its product as uncharacterized. Gene Ontology annotation, biological process: mitochondrial respiratory chain complex I assembly. Gene Ontology annotation, cellular component: mitochondrion. The transcript has 8 exons. Bases 1 to 933 code for a protein of 310 amino acids. Gene Ontology annotation, molecular function: S-adenosylmethionine-dependent methyltransferase activity. NCBI's taxonomy places the organism in Eukaryota, Choanoflagellata, Craspedida, Salpingoecidae. The record is from RefSeq and is a predicted model, not a curated record.
AUGGCGACAGGCGGGGCUGAGGCUCAGCCCGCCGUGUUUGACCGACACAGCAAACGCCUGCAACGAAACCGCGCUAGCGUUGACCCUGAGGUGGGCCAGUACGAGAUGCUGAAGCGCGAGGUGGCCUGGCGUGUGUGUGACCGCGUCUAUGACAUCAAGCGUUCUUUUCCCCGAGCGCUAGACCUGGGGGCCGGUCGGGGCUACAUUGGCGAGCACUUGGAUGACGAAGGCGCCGGCGAGCUCGUGCAGCUCGAGCUGUCCGAGGGAAUGCUGGCCCAUUCCUUGCCCGAGGGCCGGGAUCAACAUUUGCAAGUACACGCCGACGAGGAAUCGCUUCCCUUUGCAGAAAACAGUUUUGACUUGGUUGUGAGCUCGCUCUCGCUGCACUGGGUCAAUCUGCUUCCUCAGGCCUUGGGCCAGGUCCAUCGCGUGCUCAAGCCCGAUGCCCCCUUUGUGGGUGCCAUGUUUGGCGGUGACACCCUCUAUGAGCUGCGCAGCUCGCUGCAAAUGGCAGAAAUCGAGCGCCGUGGCGGAUUUGCUCCCCGCGUUUCACCUUUUACGGAAGUUCGGGAUGUGGGCAACCUGAUGCAGCAAGCCGGGUUCAACCUUCUGACCAUUGACGUCGAUGAAGUUGUCGUGGCGUUUCCUUCCAUGUACGAGCUACUGGAGGACUUGCGUGGCAUGGGCGAGAGCAAUGCGGGGCUUCGGCGGCAAGCCCAUCUGGGCCGUGAUACUAUGCAUGCUGCAGCUGCCAUUUAUCAAUCGGUCUACGGCAAUGAAGAUGGGACCAUCCCUGCAACUUUUCAAGUCAUUCAUAUGGUCGGCUGGAAGCCCGCACCCUCUCAGCCCAAAGCUGCUGCUCGCGGAAGUGCGACUGCAUCGUUGAGAGACCUUGGGGAGCAGUUCAAUCCGACCAGCAACCCCGUGGCUUGA